CCUGUUUCUCUCUCCCUCUCUGUCGCUCGCUCUCCGUGUGCGUGCAUUUGCAUUGAAACCUGCGUGUGUGCGUUCGUGCGUUUGUGCGAGAGUACUUGACACGGCGCUCAGCACUUUCCGUGUGUUUGUCUCCUCUCUCUCCCUGCAGCUGAGGUGGGCGUGUGGAGCCUCUGACCCUCUCUCGCCCACUCUCUUUCUCCGUCUCUCCCUCUUUGCUGCAGCUUCAGGGGGGCUAUGGAUGGACUGCGUUUACCUCCACUCAUAGAGGAGGCUUUGGACUCUACAGAUGACCCCUGUGAUCUGAAAGCUGAGAGCAGCCCCACUAUGGACAACGAGAUAACAGCCAAGGAGAGAGGCGUCCUGGAGGAGAACAACGAGAAGGAGGAGAUGGACCAGGAGAGAUCUCAGGAGGAGGAAGGGGAAGAAAAGAAACUGAAGGAGGAGGAAGGCGAAGGGGAGGAGAAGAGGAAGAAGGAGAGCGAGCCCCUGACUGAGGAGGAGGAGCUGGAGGAGCUGAGGGCCCAGGUACUGCAGCUGCUCCUGGAGCUGGAGGAUGCCAGAGAGACCUCCAACAAGCACCAGGAGAGCUUCCAUGAGCUGCAAGGUCUGUUGGAGGAUGAGCGCCUGGCGAGCGCCCAUCAGGCUGAGGCCUUCACACGGCAGAUCCAGAAUCUACAAGCCCAGCUGCGCUCUGUGCAGGAGGAGAUGGACAGCCUGGAGGAGGAGAAGGAGAGUGAGCUGGCCGAGGCCCAGGAGGAGCUGCGAGCUGCUCAGGAGGAGGUGCUGCUGCUCCAACAGGCGGCGGAGGAGGCGGCCGCAGAGAGGGAGAACGACAUUGCCUCGCUGCAGGAGGAGCUGUGCCGCCGGCGGGCUGAGCUGCAGCGCCUCAGCGAAGAGACCCAGGAGUACGAGCUGGAGAUCACCACGCUGAGGGCCGAGAUCAGCAUGAAGAGCCAGCGCAGGGAGGCCGAGAGGAGAGAGGGUGACGUGGACCUGCUGAAGGAGGAGUGUCGCAUGCUGAGGGAGGAGUGUCAAACCCUGAAGGAGGACAACAGACGUCUCUCGGAGAGGCUGCAGCUGCUGCAGAGACAGAGGACAUGCUCUAGUGUCUACCUGUCGCUGAAAGAGGAGGAUGUAGUUGAGGGCACAGAGGUGAAGGAGAUGGAGACUGGCUCAGAUGAGGUCAUGACAGAGAGCUACAUGACCAUGGCCCAGUCUGAGAACUGUCGCCUGGUGGACGCCUCCAUCCAGAAGAAUAUCUCAUUUGAUGGAAAGCCGAUGACGCCGACAGGCUGGAACGGAGGCAUCGGGGAGAUCUUUUCCCUUAGAGACCAGCUGAAACAGGCAGAGGAGAAGGCCUCACAGGUUCAGAGGGAGUGUGACGGUCUGAAGUUGGAGCUGCAGGAGCUGCAGAUACUUUAUGACAGCAGUCAGAAGGAGAGAGCAGAGCUGGAGGAGGAGCUGCAGCGCUGCAAGGCCGAGCUGGAGAAGCUGUCAGGCGGGACUCAGAGAUUCAUCCAUUCGUCUGAGCACCCUGUUCUCUCCAUCCCCUUCAUAGGAAUGAUUGUAAUUGUGGCUGUGGUCUGGUGCUGGUUGUCGGAGCUGGCGUCCCAGAGAGCAAGGGGAGUGAGGUAGGUUGGAACUCCAUUGUGACUAUCACUGCAGCCGCAGCAGUGCUACUAGUGAUGACAAGCUUAUUGAGAGCUCUCAUCCGCUGUUGAUUGGAUGGUUAACAACUGCACAGGGACGGACGUCUGCUUCAGACCAGCCCUCGUUCUCUCCUUCCACGUCUACAGAAUGAACUGGAUUGAUCUAAAUGUGAUAGAACUGUGUAGUAGAAAACCUGUGGGAAGUUUUAUCUCUAAUGAGACGGUACUACGGGCACACGGAGUCUGAGAAGGAUGUGCUCAGUUUCACUUGAGACUGAAAACGAAGAUGAGCUGACCUGCAGAUUGCCCACACGAGGACUGAUCUGUCCACUAAAUGUAUGCUAGUGCUGUGUCAUCCUUCUUCUGUGUCUGUGAAUGUUCUUUUUCCUCUCCUUUAACAAUGUGACAAAAACGAAGGUCUUGAUUAUUAAUGUGCACCGAAUGGGUUUUACUUUAUUGAAUCAUUAUUUAUUUAUUUGUUUUUUAUUGUUCAUAGGUGUCUUUGAUAAUAAUGAUGAAUUUUCAGUCUGGGCACAAUGCACUGAAAACCCUAAAAUGUACAUAUAUAACAUAUUAAUAAAACAUUAACAGAAAGUGCUUUUAACUAUCCCCCAAAGUACUAAAUGCAAUAAAUGCAAAAAUACUGCCAAAGUAGCUUACAGGUCAUAAAAUCAUUAUGAAUUACCAUCUAACAGUCUCCCACAAAUAUUAUCCUGCCAGUGUUAUUCUGACCUUCCAUUAGAUAACCCUGUGUUCCAUUGGCAUACAAUUUUAAGAUGCACAGGUAUGGCUAACUGAGCACCUUUCAGUCCAGCCGUGGCGCAUAUUAAUGUUUAAGACAGAUCACCCCUGGUGGGUGGAGUCGGCUCUUCACCUUUCCCUCCAAUUAUCAGUAAAUCAUAAAGCUAGACAGUCAGUGCAGUGCUCCUAAUUCAUCUUGCCUACUCACACCUUAAAAUCCUACAGCCUGAGCUGCAUUGUUACACUUAUAUGACUUUCUAUAGUCUUAUGUACUAGUAAAGAUUUUACAGCAACGUCAGGAGUAAAUCCUGGGAUGAUUGAAAUAUGUUGGUAUGUUCUCAUACAUUUCAACUCAAUGUGAGUUUCAUUGUAGAGAAAUAAAUUAAUUGGCUUGGUUUUUCCAAGUGUAUUGUUAGUAAGUUUAAAGGUGAUGGCAGAUUACUAAAGGUACACAGUGUGAGAAUGUCGACUGAUAUGAUUAAUACCAGCUAGUUGCAGAUGUGGUGAAGUUUGUGAGGGCAUUUUAGACACCGAUAUGGGUCCAAACUAUGUAAAUAGGAAGCUGUCAGAAAGAGUUAGUUUAAGCAUCAGUUACGAAAAUCUUACGUAUCUUGCGUAUCUUAUGUAUUGAAGGACUCUGUUUACGUUUGUGAAAUGUUUUUUUUGUGGAAAAACUUUUAGAACUGAAUCAAGCAUGCUACAAAAAAAUAUAGAAGCACAAUAUAAGAUUUAUGUUUGUUACGUGGAUACUGUUACUUUGUAUUUCAUGUAAAUAGAUGUGACAUACAGUACUAUGGGAGAGAUAUUUCUUAAAUCCAUUUGUACUAGCUUUGUAGAAAAGUUUAUUCUAUUUUGAAAGAGCAUCGUAUAUUUGAUAGCCAAAUUAUAUGCUAUGUAAAUGUUUAUUUAUGGUGACGUUAUUCUGAAGAAUCGCUAGAACUGCUAACCAUUUUCAGUACCUCUACGUUGAAGGGCAGUGUCGUCAUUGCAUGUAUUUAGAUCGCAUUUGACCUUUGUUGCGAGAAAGCGCAAGAUUACUCCUGGUUUUUCAGGUCGGUUAUAUUUCAGAAAUGUAUUAAAAUCUUUUCUGAAAUGUUUGUCAUUACAAAGAACCUUGUUAAGCAAUGCCUGACCAUUGUUAUCUCUGCAUAUGAACUUAGAUGAAGUAAAUAAUGUGCCAUUGGACUGCAAAUGUUGUUACUAUUUGAUAAUUUUGCAAUAGAAACUGAAUCCACAUCAACUGCAAUAUUACAUCUAAUUACUGUCUGAUCCAGGACAUUAUUUAUCAUUAUUUUUGAGCUUAUUUCAUGAAUUAACUGUCUCAGUUUCAGAAGCUUCUGUAUUGCACAGUGUUUCUCAGCUUGUUGCUUUACAUGUGGAUAGCAUUGUUGUUUUUAAUAUAGCUGUGGCUAUUUUGUUACCUGGAGGUCUAUUUUGCACUGCAAAUGACUUGAGAAAAUAAAUAUUCCCAGCCCA
Acanthochromis polyacanthus (spiny chromis) is the source of this 3866-nucleotide messenger RNA. Its product is annotated as coiled-coil domain-containing protein 136-like. Gene Ontology annotation, biological process: acrosome assembly; single fertilization. The coding region runs from base 235 to 1635 and encodes 466 amino acids. The record is from RefSeq and is a predicted model, not a curated record. The transcript is spliced from 9 exons. Gene Ontology annotation, cellular component: acrosomal membrane. Lineage: Eukaryota; Metazoa; Chordata; Actinopteri; Pomacentridae.